AUAUUCAACAACAACAACUACAUGUAGCGGUACCGUAAUACUACAGGCAGGACCGUGGAUGUCAGAUGUCUUGGUAUCAAAAUUCUUUCAUACUUUUCUUGUGAAUAUCUAACGUCAGAUAUGAAUCAGUGGCAAGUCUGCACUAGUUGUUGAUUAAACCUGCCAGCUAGCCGGCCAACACAAGUGACCAUUCCCUUGAUGAGCUGGUAGAUGACAUACUCUGUUCACUCACAAUCUGUAGAGUCAAGAGAUCAGACAUGGAUGGGUGAUGCAUCACAUAAGACUAGAGAGAGCCUGGUUUGAGUUCACUGUUGUAGUUAAACCAAUAUGGGUUUGUGCUUCUCAUCCUGCAAAGGUCUACAUGAUGGAGAAACUGGAAAUGCCAAUACAACGAAUGCUCGCCAGGAUGUUGAAGAUGGUCAGAUAGCAAGUGGAGAAGAGGAACGUGGAGAGCAGCAAAUCGCUAAAGAUGAACAGAAUGCAACUGAAAAUCUGAAUGAAGAUGAUGAUGUAAUUGAAGUUCAUCAGGUGGAUAAAGAUAGUUUCAAAGAUGAAGACGAGUUGGAUAGAAAGAAACCAAAUGGUGAAGAUGACCCAGUGAUUAUUGAUGAAGAAAAGUUAAGGGAAGAUGAGCAUAAUAUACAUGUAGGUAAUGAUGACCAGAUAGGUAACCAAGUAGUUGAAGAGAACAAAACAGUUAAAGAUGUUGAGGUUGUUCAGGUAGGUCAAGGGGAUGUGAUUGAACAACACAACAUAAACACAAGUGAUAAACAAACACAUGAAGUUGAAGACCAUAAGAUAAGUGAAGAAGAGUACUUCGCACAGCUUUGCAGGAAGUAUUCUAAAGACAAUCCCAUCCCAAAAGAGGAAGCUGAACUCUUCCUCAAAGAAUUGGCCUUUCCUUUGCCAACCAUGCCUCAUCUCACCUUGAGCGAAGAUAUCAUAGCUGGCAAAAGAAUCUUCAUAAUUGGUGAUGUCCAUGGUUGCUAUGACAACCUUCUAGCCCUCUUGCACAUAGCUGAUAUUGACAAGGAUCCUAACGCCCUGAUGAUUUUUGUUGGAGACAUCGUCAACAAGGGUCCCAAGACCUGCGAAGUACUCAACUUUGUCCGUUCAUCAAACUCUUACUGUGUCAUGGGAAACCAUGAACGAUCUGCAGUCCGGAAACUGCGUCUGAUGAAGUUGAAUAUAGGAUAUGAGCCUAAAGCCUCCAAGCAAUGGCUGUAUGAUCUGGAUGAAAGUGAUUAUGAGUACUUAAAGGAACUACCAUACACCAUUAGUAUACCUAGCCUCAAUGCUAUCAUUGUCCAUGGAGGGCUACUUCCUGGCAAACCCUUGGAGGAGCAUACACAGGAUGAGAUGCUCUUGAUGAGGAACAUCAUUGUUGAAGGCAAGGAGCUGAAAGCCACCAAGCAUAUCACUCACGGACAGCUUUGGGGAGAGCUCUGGAAAGGUCCUCAACAUGUCUACUUUGGUCACCAUUCGCUCGAGGGACUCCAGCGAUACCCGUACGCAACUGGGCUGGAUACCGGUUGCGUUUACCACGGAUCACUCACAGGUGUCUUUCUUACUGGAGAUAAGAAGUUAGUCUCUGUAAAAAAUGAGGGUUGCAGAAAUGAGGAAGUGAAUCAAAUUUAAGGAAGCUAUUCUAAAUACAGGGAUGUAGUCCAGACCAAUCUUGUGAUGAACCAAAAACUCAGAUUUCUGCUAUAUGUCAAAUUCUUGAAGGUACUAUUCAUUGUAUGUGAAUGAUAUUUGUAAAGGUCACUGCUAAUAAAAAAAUGAUCCACCAAAAUAUUUAAAGGUGAAAAACAGUUCACCCUAUCAUAUUAAUUUUUUUUCUUUGGGUUUUAAUAGGUGAUUAGUGUUGGCGAAUAUCAUUCUUAUAUGUAGCCCAUCCUAAUAAAGAACAUUAGCAGCUCUUUCAUGAUCAUCUGUCUCUUCUCUAUACUCUUUAUAUUAUAAGACAAAUCAAUUUUCCUGCAAAUACUCUUGGUCCUGCAGUUCUCCAAGACUGGAAGAAAUUAACAGAUAAAGGAGCUACACAUGUAGUAUUACUUUCAUCAAUAUUACUUCAUGCAAGGUACCAGAAUUUCUUGUCAUGUAUUCCUUUGUAUUUUGAGACAAUUUGCAUGCUUUAAAGUCCUAUCCUUGCAGUAUUUUAAAGUACCUCCAAGAAAUUGUAAAAUUUGACCUAAAGGCCCUUUCCCAAAUGAUCCCCGCUCAGUUCGCGAACGCCUGCAACAUUUGUUUCCCGGUGUUGCACGAUUGAUUGCUUAGUGUAUUGCAGGCAAUCGCACAAACCAGCUGUGGUCGCAAGUGGUUGCAUCUGAACUGAACAUUUGCUCAACGUUGCAUGACUUGAUGCGAGAGUUGGAGUGAUUAAGUAUACACAUUUAGUCGACUAGAAGUUGUGCAACACUUACAUGUUGCGCUAGUGACCUACAGAAACCAGUCUUGCGACUAGGUGCAAUAAUAUCUGGACCAUGAGAUUGUUGCAUAACCGAUUGCAAUGCAGCUUACAACGUUGCAUUACCAUUGCCCGACUGCAUGUGCAACAUGGUCCUCCUCUUAUAAUUUCCUCUUCUCUAUAAUCAGAGGGCUGUGUGUUCGGAUCCCACAAUGUUCCCUCACACAUUGCUGUACCAGAUUCAAAGGUCACUAUGUUUUCUCUUAAUGCACCAUGGUGGUCUGGUGUUAUGUCUUAUCAUGAAAAGCUGCCUUCUUGAAGUUUUGUGGAUGGGUAUUCAUUAAUAAAAUAAUCAUGCCAAAAUUUAGCGUGUUUGUCAGCAGGUUUUCUGUAUAAUGAUUUGGAUUAUUAUGAGUUCAUAAAAACAAAUUCUGUGCAUAGCGUGCACAAUUAGUUUGCAUAAUAAUUAAAAAUUGAUUUUAUGUUUUUGCAUAGGCUCAGGUCUUUACUACAUCUCUGUCAAGAUACAUCUCUGUAAAAAAAAAAACACACUUAUUUUAGUAUACUACAACCCAAGCAGUCCUCUUUGAUCGCUCUAGUCCAAUAGUUGUGAAGAUUGUAUUAUGCACUUGCAGAAGUCAUAGCCUAUGACAUAGGAUUACUUUACCAAAGAUGGUUGCAAACACGUAAAUUUCAUGUUUGUGAAGUACUUACUAAACUCUUCUAUUAAAGGGAGACUUGAUUUUCUUGCAAUAAAUAUCUGGUGCACAUUGAGUGUUAGUGAUGGGCUUUGUUUACAAUUGGCUAGAUUCACUCAAAUGUUUUUUUUUAUGAAAUCAAUUAUGAACAAUCUGUAUCACAGUAUUUACAUUAUGCAUGAUUUGCCAGAUAAAUUCACAAAAUAUUUAUGUUAAAGAUUUUUUUUAAUAUAUAGAUUUGCAAUAUAACUGGAUAAUCUAGAAAAUGUUUGACAACUUUUGAAGAUCAAAGCUGUAAAAUUGAAGUUUUUUUCAGGCUGUAGUGUAUUGCCUUCCCCCCUUCACAUUUUAGAGAUGUGGAAUGGAACUGGAUGAUAAAAGAAAGUGGACGCCACAGUUAUACUUCUUCAUCCAUGUACAGUAAGAUUAUACAUGCAACUCUCUCAAAUCUGACCUGGUUAAUGUAUUGGAGGACAUGAGAGGAAGCUCUUUAUGUUGACUAUUUUUACAUAGAACCUUGAAGGAGUGGAGAUUCCAUCCCCUUGGUGUGAUAGAAUGGGCAAUAACAGGACAAGUAGUUGUAAAUAAUCCAUUCUUGACUUUCUUUAACAAUGUGGUUAAGAGUUGUGUUUUAACAUACAAAUUAACAUGUACUCUGUUGAAGGAUUUGGUGUUGUUAAAUAUAAGAAAAUUCCUUAGAACAAAGGUUUUACCUGUUGGCCUCACUGCAUGCUGUAUUUCACUGUACUUAGCUUUGAUUUUGGCAAGUCCUCAUGUACUGGACAUCAACUCCAUAUGUGACCUACUGCCUCAAAACAAAGAAUAAAUCACCAGGCAAGGUGUAUAUCUAGCCAAAAUAGUAAUUUGGUCUACAAAAAUGAAAAUGUAGAAAAAAAUUAGCUUCUUUGAAAGAGUAAUGUUUCUUUCCAGAUUGUCACAUUUUGAAGACGUAAAGUUAGAUACAAAAGUUUCUUUCAGACGUAUUUUUUUUCUGGACUUAAAAGUUUUGCCCAGCUUGCACAGAAUGUGCUUAUCAUGCUUGAGUGAAGCUCGCACUGUUCUUAUUCUUCGAAGCAUUCACUGAAUUUAGUUUGAAUCGAGUAUUAGUGUGCACAAAGUUUAGUGACUAUGUUCUGUAUUCUGAACACAACUUUAAACUUGUGGUUUAACAAUGGAGAGUCAAUUGGGGCACGAAUCCAAAUAGUAAACAUUCAAUACAUGACACCCAAAUUGUUCAUAAUUGCAUGGGAAUGAUAACUGAAGUACCUUUCUUUAUUAUGAAAGCAAAGGGAAACAAAAUAGUCACAUAAGAAAUACACAAUAUAAACAUAAUUUUUUAAUUUUUGGCUUCCCAUAAUUUUAGCACAGAGUUAGACCGUGGUCUAAGUUAAACCUGACUUCAGAAUAUGGGCCAAUUAGUUUAUAUGAUGCUUGAUUGCACAUAAUAAUCAAUAUAAUCAAACAUACAAUGUAGAAAUCAUUCAUAUGAUCAAAUGCUUAGCUUUGUGUUAACUGGCCCUGUAUUGACUAGUUCUUAUCAUUUUGAUGCAUAGGAUUUGCAUUUUUAAACUCAAUAUUGGCCCGUAUUCUUAAGUCAGGUUUAACUUAGACCAUGGUCUAACUCUGCUAAAAUUAUGGGACGCCAAAAGUGUCAAAUUUUUUAUUAAGUUGUAUGUUUAAUGUGCUCUUUCCCGAUUCAUCGAUGGUGAAGACAAUGAUCUAUUUAUACUUCCUAGACAAUUAUGAAUGGUUUGAGAGCCAAUUGAGCUGAAAUACGAUAUCUCUAUCGUUAGUGAUUUAUGUAACAAUUGGCUAUCCAUACUUAAACCACAACUUUAAACUUGAGUUUAAGUUAAACCCGGCUUCAGAAUACGGGCCAAUGAAAAAAAUCUUUGAGGCAGUGGCCACAUAAUGUAUAUACUUUAUAUUCUCUCUGUUCUGGAAACAGUGGUCAUGGAGAUGAUGGUAAUGAUCAGGGAUAUAAUAUGCAAGGUAUUAGGAUAACUUUAUUGGGUCUUUGACUCCUAGGAUCUAGUCAAUGUCAUUCAAGACUUCAACCAGGUUUAAAUGUAAAUUCAAGGAACUGGUAGAGUACCGGGAGUUGCAUGUAUUUAUUCAGGUUCAGGGUAUUAUUGGAGUGCCUUGCACUGUAUUAUCACAAACAUCUUGAUCAUUACCAUGAAGACAGCAUUAGUAGGAAACGUUCAUAAGCACACCAUUAUUAUGACGAUCAUCUCUCGCAUUAUAUUCAUCAUUACGUCUAUGGUAUAACUAUGGGGGGGGGGGUUGAUUAAUCAAAAAUUUGUUUACAAGAGUUAAUGGUUUUUGUUUUUAUUUAUUUAUCUAUAUUUUGGGAGGGGGUAGAGUAGAAUGCCUUCGGGAUUGUUUCUAGUUAUUACUAAUACUUGGGGUGCUUGGAGACAAGUGCAUAGUGGUGUAGAAAUGAUCAUGUUCAAUAUUACAGCUCAAGUAUCUUAACAUUGAUUGCAAAUGCAGUAUUGAAAUAGAGGCCUGAUGGUAGAUUGAAGUCAAUUCCUAAUCUGAAGAAUGAUCACCUCCAGGAAUGUAUGUGUCAGAGCAGUGCUCCUGCACCUCCUAGUUGACUACUUGUAAUCAAAAAGUUGCCUUUUGUAUGUUUGUAAAGGGAAAGUAGGAAGGCCCUUUAGAUGAAAGAUAAGAACUUAGUUAACGUUAAUUUUACUUUAUGAAAAUCUUGUUAGAUGGGCCCUAGAAUGUACAUUUAGAAUGGUAAUUGAUUUUUUGGUUGGGGGGGGGGCACAGAUUAACAAGAAGAUUAUUACAAAUUAGAAUAUGAGUAGGUUCAUAAAUAGGCACAUUUAGUAAAGGUUGAAUUGAACUUUUAAGACUUAAAUACGGUGCGUAAAUGAUAUGCUACGCGCAUAUAUGCAGUAGUAAGUGUAAUUUUCUCAGUUGCUAUGGCAAAAAGCACAUGCAUUAGUCGCUGACAUCAGGGUUGUCGGAUCGCAAGGUGUGCGUCGUCGAGGCUUACGACUACCUUGCGAAUCAAGCUCCCCUUACUCUGUCGCAGACCAGUCGGGUCAUAAAUGGGGUGUCCUUUAGAUUGAGUAUACAUGUAUGUACAUGAAAUGUACUUGUAUUUGUACAUGUUGCUUAGUGAAGAGAGGAAAAGAAGAGUGGGUAAUAACUGUCAAUAAAGCAAGUACUACUUUUUUAUUGCUCAUGAAAUAGCAAAUUGCAGAUAUUUUGACUAUUUUUUUGUCUUGCAUGAUGGUGGAAUUUGAGAUAUUCUCUGCAUCAUGUGAUAGUUCAUAUUAUUUGCAUAUUUAUAAAUGAUUAGAACAAUUUAAUAGACUUCAUACAUGUAUACCACCGGCAUAGAUACAGUUAUAUGAUGUCACAUUAUUCAAGGGGAGGGGGCAAUGGUGGGUUGUCAAAAAAUAUAGAUCAGCCACCCCCCCCCCCCAAUUUAUGCAAUAGAUUCGCUGCUUGAGUCUAUGCCAGAGAUGUAUGUUAGUAUUUUUUUUGUUGUGGCAAAAUAUUCUAGCCUUUACAAAAAUAUCACCUUGUGCCUUGAGUGGUUGUUAAAUGCCAACUCUUGUAAUCACUGACUUUUUAUAGUAUUGUGUGUUAAUUUAUUUAAAGGGAUAUUCCACUCUAAAAAUAUGAUUAUUUGAAAAGAAUCAGUAAAUUACAUGACCAAAACAGGAAAACUAUUGACCCAAUUCUUUAUUGAAAAUAUUUUUAACAUGCACGUCAAAGGAAAUGUUAAAAAUUUUUUUUUGAAACUCAUAGGAAUACAUGGAGCUAUGCGUAAAUUCAUGAAUCUGAGUCGAGGGUUAUUUUUAUAGCUGAAUCCUAGAAAGCAAUGUUAAAUUCCCAUGGAAAUCUUAUUUUGCUUUCAAAAAUAUGAUUUUUUAGGAUAAGCGAUCUGAGUUUUUGCGUCGAGAGGUUGGCACUCUGAUGAAGAGUCUUUCUACACUAAUAUGAUUGUGGAUGAAUUAGAGCUGUUUAUAAUUGCAUAAUUGACAAGCUUGCCAUCCAUUUGCCUUUGCACUGAAUUAAAUGAAAUUCUCAAUCUUUUCUUUAUGAUGGAUUGUUGAUUUUACUUCUGAGCAGAGAUGCAUACAUGAAUUGAAACACAAUCUGACUGGUGAUAUAUAAAUCAUGAAGGGAAAAUGAUAAACUCAUAUCUGAGGGGUAUUUAGAGAACUCUUUAUGCUUUUUCAGGUACAGGUAUUUCAAGAGUUAUCCUAUUCCUUUUAAUUGAAAGUUGUUACUUGGUUGAACUUUUAAACAUUUCCUAGUACCGUAGCUCCAAAUUAAAAUCAAUAAAAUUACAUCAGUUCUGAAGUGAAAAAGAAAUACAUGUAUUUUCUGCUUCUAAUAGAUAACAUAAUUUUAGAGUUGACGAGCCCUUUAUUUGGGAUAAGGUGGAAAGCAUGUAUAGUUUUACAGGGUCUUAAUACAGAUAAUUUAAAAAAGAAAUGUAUACAAAUAUUAUAUUGAAAACAUUAUUAAGUCACUCUUGCCUAUGAUUAUGCACUGGGGGUCUUUUACAAAGACUUAAGUAAUAGAGUCGCAUGUAAAUGCUUAAUUGCAUGUGUUUUUAAAAGGCAUGCCAAGUCAAGUGGACACGCACUACCUAUUGAUGAAUAAGAUUGCACGUUUAUUUUAUAUAUACAUGUUGGCAUUUACGUGCAACUCUAAGUCAUACUAAUAUCUUUGUGAAACAUCCCCCAAAUCAUGUAUGAAAUAUGAUAAUAACAUAUUUUAAAGUAAAAAGGGCUUAGAUGCCUGUACAUCUCACUGAUAUAGACAUGGAAGGGGUGAUGUCCAUGUACUUGGUGUGCAACAACAAAAAAUAAUAAUGAGAUUCAUUAUUCGAAAGUUUGUUGAACUCCGCUGUAUUUUGAAAAAAAAUUGAAUGUUAUUAUGAACCCUCCCUUUUGUUCAAUUUUAG
Molecule: messenger RNA, 8050 nt
Organism: Lytechinus pictus (painted urchin)
Lineage: Eukaryota; Metazoa; Echinodermata; Echinoidea; Temnopleuroida; Toxopneustidae
Exons: 3
Coding region: 328-1638 (436 amino acids)
Biological process (GO): polyphosphate catabolic process
Cellular component (GO): cytoplasm
Molecular function (GO): endopolyphosphatase activity; phosphatase activity
Source: RefSeq, a predicted model, not a curated record